Mustela erminea (ermine) is the source of this 2338-nucleotide messenger RNA. RefSeq names its product gametogenetin (gene GGN). Gene Ontology annotation, molecular function: ubiquitin protein ligase binding. The record is from RefSeq and is a predicted model, not a curated record. Bases 109 to 2313 code for a protein of 734 amino acids. Gene Ontology annotation, biological process: double-strand break repair; gamete generation. The transcript is spliced from 3 exons. Lineage: Eukaryota; Metazoa; Chordata; Mammalia; Carnivora; Mustelidae.
CUUUUCGGUUAUUUUCUGCUACGGCCGUUCCCCGCCCUGCCCUGGGCCCAGGGGGCCGCGGUCUGAACUUUGGUCGGCUGGAGGAGUCGUCCCCGACCUCCGUCAGAAAUGGGGAACGUGCAGUCGGAGCCGUCCGCGGGCGGGGGCUCCCGAAAAGAACAGGCCUCGGACCGCUCCUCUGAGUCCCGCCGGACAUCCCUGGUGGAGCCCGAGGUGACCCCCUCCUCCCCGGCGAUGCGCCUGGCUCGCGGGCUGGGCGUCUGGUUCCCUGGAAGCUCCGCGCCCCCGGGAAUCCUGCUACCCCCGGAGCCCCAGGCCUCACCCUCGCCCCUGACCUUACAACUGCCCUCGCCAGUGACGCCCCUUUCAGAGGAGGCGGCUGCGGCCGCGGUCUCUACACCACCCCCGCCCUCCGUGGGGACCCUGUUGCCCGCGCCGUCUAAGUGGCGAAAACCCACGGGCACUCCAGUGCCCCGGAUGCGCGGUCUGCUGGAGGCGAGCCAUCGCGGCCAGGGCGAUCCUCCGAGCCUCCGUCCGCUGCCUCCGCCGCCCCGGCAAGUAACUGGAGAGGACCCCAAGUCUGUCCCGAGGGCCCCAUCCCCUACUCCACUGCCCUUGGAGCCGCGGAAGUUGCCACCACCGCCACCUUCCGACCGGCAGCCUCCGGAUCACAGAAUCAUUCCUGCUCUGGCCACACCCGCCACGCCCCCCACAGAAAGUCAGGUCGGGUACCGCAGCGAGGGCCAGACGGCGGUUGGAGCUCGCAGAGGGGCGCCUCCCCAAGCGGGCGAGGGAGAAAUGGCCCGGCCUGCGGUCUCUGAAUCCGGCCUCAGUUUGCUAUGCAAAGUCACCUUCAAGUCGGGGCCCACUCUGGCCCCUGCGGCAGCCUCGAGUUCCUUAGCACCCAAAGCCUCGCUCGGGGGUAGCGGAGGAGGCGGAGGGCUCUUCGCUGCCGCGUCGGGUUCCAUCUCUUACGCUGAGGUCCUGAAGCAGGGGCCCCUGGCUCCUGGGGUCGCUCGACCCUCGGGAGAGGUCCCUCGGGGGACUCAGGAAGCAGAAGGCGGUGAUGGAGACGGCGAGGGGUGUUCUGGAACCCCCUCGGCGCCCGUGUCCCACGCCAGGACCCUUCCACCGCCACCCUAUACCACCUUUCCAGGCUCGAAGCCCAAAUUUGACUGGGUGAGCCCUCCGGAUGGCCCUGAACGCCACUUCCGUUUCAACGGAGCCGGCGGCGGUGUCGGGGUGCCCAGACGGCGCGCUGCCGCGCUCUCCGGGCCCUGGGGGUCCCCACCGCCUCCGCCGGGGCAGAUGCACCCAACCCCCGGGCCCCGGAGGCCUGCACCGACCCUGCUGGCGCCGCCUAUGUUCAUCUUCCCGGCGCCCACCCAUGGUGAGCCUGUGAGCACCCGGCCGGGAGGCCCACAGGAGGUGCUGCCACCGCCGCCGCCCACGCCACCACCCACGCCGCCUCCCGCGCCGCCGCCGACUCCGCAGCCGCCGGUGCUCCUGCCAACGCGGCUGCCCGUGGUCCGCCCUCCCACUCCACGCCCGGGCCACUUGGAGUUGGCUUUGGCUCCCGCCCCAGCUCCCACUCUGCCCCUCGCCUUGGCUGCUGACCAGGCCCCCACCCCGACCCCCGACCCGGCCCCGGCCCAGACCCCGGCCCCAGUUCCGGUCCCGGCUCCUGUCCCGGUCCCGGCCCCGGCUCCUGUUCCAGCGCCAGCGCCGACGCCAGCCCCAGCCCCGGCCCCGGCCCCGGCCCCGGCCCUGGCCCGGGCCCCAGCCCCGGCUCCCGCUCCCGCUCCGGCAUCAGCCCCCGCUACGGCUCCAGCUCCCGCUCCCGCUUCGGCCCCCGCCCCAUCCCCGGCUCCAGCUCCCACCUUGGAGCCAGCGCUGCCUGCGCCUGCGCCCAUCAAGGCCCGCACGCGAAGGAGCAAGGGUGCCCGAGCAGCCCGAGGCGCGACCCGUGAGGAUGGCGCGCCGGGAGAUGGUCCUCGCGAACGUACUGCAGCUAUCGUGACUGACAGUGGUGGUGGAAGGGGUGGUGGUGGCGGCGGGACCCCUCCAGCAGGGAUGGCUAACACGGGCACCACACGCCACUGGCCGCCCUUCCAGGUGCUUAACUCCUGUCCCUGCAAGUGUUACUGCCGCCACCAGCCGCGUCAUCGCCGUCUACCACGCAACGUGUCUGCCUGGCUGAGCACGCCCACCAACCACCUGAGCGAGCCACCCUGGGUUGCCACCAUCAAGCUGGCUGGCUCCCUGGUGGCCGGGCUGGAGCACUACGACUUGCAGGCCACUCAUUCCAACUGAGUGCAGUCUGCUCAGUGCCCUCUGC